Messenger RNA from Strongylocentrotus purpuratus (purple sea urchin), 782 nucleotides. Its product is annotated as dimethylaniline monooxygenase [N-oxide-forming] 3-like. The transcript has 2 exons. The coding region runs from base 60 to 572 and encodes 170 amino acids. Gene Ontology annotation, molecular function: flavin adenine dinucleotide binding; NADP binding; N,N-dimethylaniline monooxygenase activity. The record is from RefSeq and is a predicted model, not a curated record. Lineage: Eukaryota; Metazoa; Echinodermata; Echinoidea; Camarodonta; Strongylocentrotidae.
GUACCAGUCAAUUGGAACUGUACUUACACAUCAUACCACCAAGACUGGAGCACCCAACAAUGGCGGCCAUUGGCUACAUCGUGACACGUGGUACCUUAGGGCCAUCAGCAGAACUACAAAGUCGCUAUGCAGUGAAGGUGUUCAAGAAAGAACUUCAACUACCAAGUCGUUCAGAGAUGCUUGCGGAUAUCAAGAAAAGAAGAGAUGGAGUGAUGCAGGAAUACAAUCAAGACACGCCCAAGAUCCAUCCGACGAAAUACAACGAUGAGCUUGCUCAAGCAAUCGGGGCUCUACCAAGUUUCUGGAGCCUGUUGUUGUCGGACCCUAAACUGGCGUACCACUUUUAUUUUGGUCCAGCCUAUCCUACGUGGUACAUGUUGAUGGGUUCACAUUCUAGACCCGAUGCCCGUCAGAGGAUACUGCAAAGUGGUGAAGAUAUGGUACAUGAGAUAACAUUAAAAACGGUUCGCCCGAGAGCACAGAAAGAACUCCAGAGGACCAGGAUAAUCCCGAUGAGGCUUGUAGCUUUGUGUUUCAUCGGCUUCUUUCUAGCAGUACUAUUAUGGACAUAGAUUUCAUUAUGGACAUAGAGUUUAUCUUAAGUUUAUUACGUUUAAACAUAGAUCAAGAAGAUUUAUAUAUAUAUAUAUAUCAUGCAGAUUUUUCUUUGACGAAUCUCUUACCAAAGAAGCUCAUAAGCAAUAUUGCAUGUCGGGAAGGUCACGAUUUGUUAAAGACGCAGACAUGUAUUAUAAGAUACUAUGUCCCUUUUGUUGCUAACA